AUGGCUGGCACUGAUAAAUUAUAUGUUAUUAAAGCUAUUUGCAAUCAUAUGUUUGAGAUAGCCCAAAAAUAUGGAAUUAAUUCAAAAGAAGAACCUCUAUUAUUAGUUUUUGCUCUGACUGGCAUUUCAGCUUUUAAUAUAAAUGGCCAUACAAUUCAUUUUGCACUUAUGCUAUCUAUAAAUUCUAAUAAUUUGAAACUUAGUUCUAAGUCUUUAAAAAAACUUCAGCAAUUGUUUAAAAAUGUCAAAGUCAUUUUAUUUGAUAAAAAAAGUAUGAUCAGUUAUAAACUUCUUGUAACAAUUGAUCAAUAUUUAUAUCAAAUUUUUUCACAAAAUAAAGAUAUGCUAUUUGACCCACGAUUACAUGAUUUUAUAUCAGAAUCAGGUCAUAAGAUUUAUACCCAAUUUAAUAAGACAUUCAAAUUAGAAACAAUACAAAGACAAGCUGGGGACUUAAAAGAACAGCAAGCAUUUCGAAGUCUUCUCUUGUAUUUACAAGAUGGAAAAUCUACAAAAGAUAAUUGGCAACUAUAUAACAAUAGAGUUCGCACAUUCAUUUCAUCAACUGAAAAAGCUAAAUUUAAAGAUGCCAUUCGAUUAUUUACAAUAUGGGACCAUGUUGAUGAAUAUAACAUUUUAAAACUAAAACAACUUAAUCUUUCUAUUGCUAAGAUAAAAGCUGUAUAUAGUGGUACUGGUGCUAAAAAUGCACCUUCUGACACAACAAAUAGUCUUGACCCCAUUUUAUUUCUAUCAAUUGGAGCUCAUGUUAUGCUUAUUUCCAAUCUCUGGACUAAUCAAGGAUUAGUUAAUAGAACUAUGGGUAUGGUUGUUGAUAUUUUAUAUGAAUUAGGAAGGACACCUCCCUUGCUACCUACAGUAAUUCUGGCUAAAAUGAAUAAUUAUAUGGGUUCAAUGAUAUCUAUAUUAAACUAUCAUAAAGUAGUACCAAUUUGGCUGAUUAAAUAUACUUGGAAAGGAAAAUCAGAAAAUUGCUUCCGCAUGCAAUUUUCUUUGUGCCUUGCAUGGGCAAUUACAAUCCAUAAGUCACAAGGUUUAACAUUACAGCAUGCCAUAAUAAAUCUUGGAAAUAAGGAAUUUGCGACUGGUCUUACAUUUGUAGGUAUAUCAAGAGUUCAUGCCCUCACUGAUCUUCUUUUUAAGUUCAAUUUCCUUUGA
Molecule: messenger RNA, 1179 nt
Organism: Cetraspora pellucida
Lineage: Eukaryota; Fungi; Glomeromycota; Glomeromycetes; Diversisporales; Gigasporaceae
Source: the annotation of a GenBank genome assembly